Salvia hispanica is the source of this 1071-nucleotide messenger RNA. It is a transcript of the gene AGP31, whose product is annotated as arabinogalactan protein 31. The record is from RefSeq and is a predicted model, not a curated record. Gene Ontology annotation, cellular component: cell periphery. Lineage: Eukaryota; Viridiplantae; Streptophyta; Magnoliopsida; Lamiales; Lamiaceae.
AACUCAGUUCACUUCACAUCAUGGCAUUUGUUUCUUUCCCCACUUCCUUUGUCCUCUCCUUCCUUCUCCUCACCGCCACCGCCACCGCCGAUGUCACCCUCCCAACCUACCCACCUCCACCCCAAGCCCCUCAUCCUCCUCCACCACCCCACCACCACCACCACCACCAUCACCCCCCUGCUCCAGCACCCACGCACCCUCCACUCAAACCCCCGUCGCACCCACCAGUGAAGCCUCCGGCUCACCCUCCCGUUAAGCCACCAUCACACCCGCCAGUGAAGCCGCCAUCGCACCCUCCCGUUAAGCCGCCAUCGCACCCUCCCGUUAAACCCCCGUCACACCCUCCCCUCAAGCCUCCGGCUCACCCUCCCGUUAAGCCUCCGUCACACCCACCAGUUAAGCCGCCGGCUCACCCUCCCGUUAAGCCGCCGUCGCACCCUCCCGUUAAGCCUCCGUCACACCCUCCCGUUAAGCCUCCGUCACACCCGCCCGUCAAGCCGCCGUCACACCCGCCCGUCAAGCCCCCAUCACACCCACCAACGAGGAAGAUGGUGGCUGUUCAGGGCGUAGUCUUCUGCAAAUCCUGCAAAUAUAGGGGAAUCGAUACUCUCGUCAAUGCCACUGCUCUUCCCGGUGCUGUGGUGAAGCUGGAAUGCAACAACACAAGGAAGACGCUAGUGGAGCACAAGACGACAGACAAGAACGGCUACUUCCUGUUCAUGCCGCAGAAGCUGACCACAUCCGGCUCCCACAAAUGCAAGGUCUCCCUCGUCUCAUCCCCCUCGCCGACCUGCACGCACCCCACUAACCUCCACGCCGGCGCUGUCGGCGCUAUCCUAAUGCGCAAGCCGCAGCCGCCCCCGCCCAAGCCCUUCCCGUUUGAGCUCUUCACCGUCGGACCCUUCGCCUUUGAAGCUGCCAAGAAAAUGCCAUGUCACUACUAGAAUUUAACCUUUUUCAUUAAUUAGUACGUCGUCGUUUCCUUCUUCAUUACCACAUCAUGCUUUGUUCUUCCUUGUACUUGGAUUUGGAUGUGGAUGGGCUAAUUAAUUAAGUUUGAUUUAGUUGCCA